GCAAGGACACACUCUCUCUCUCGCCCCUCUCUCUCUCAUCCCCUGUCUCUCACCCCUCUCUCUCUACUUUCUCUCUCUAGAUACAGCGCAAGCAGCAGCAGCAGCAGCAGCACAGAGGCCUCACCAGUGAAACCGAAGCGGCCCCAACCCGACACAGAGGAAGAAGAAGAGGAGCAGAUUGAGGAAGAACAAUCGAUUCUUUUUAUCUCCCCAAGUGAAGAACUGGAGAUAGAAUACCGGCCCGUCUCUGCUCCCACUGUUCAAUUGCAGAUACAUGUGAAUACCGGCUGAAGUUUCAUCAUCUCCCGAAGGUGGAAGAAUUCUUGGAUUUUCUUAGGUGCAUAUUCCUCGUUGCUUGGUUUUUUAGGAACUCAGUGCCCAGAGCUCAACCUCAAAGAUUGCUAAUCGGUGUCUUUGCUGGAGGAAUGUGAAGACUUUUACUCCCGGGGUAUAUGACAUGCUUCCCAUAUUAAGCUUGCAAUUCGGGUUAUGAGCUCUCACUAGCUCUAGUUUAAAUGCUGCUAAUUUAGUGGGUGUUUUGGUUUGGGUUUUUUCAGUUAGUUUAUAGAGAGUGAGGAUAGGAAAAUGGUACUUUCAGGGCCACCCACCCCGAUUAGUGGGUCCCAGAAUGUCUCACCAUCUCUUCUUCGGUCAAAUUCUGGGAUGUUAGAAGGCGGUCCAGUGCCUUCCCAAGCUACAUUCCCUUCUCUCGUAUCGCCUCGUCCUCAGAUGAGUAACAUGAAUAUGCUCGGAAAUAUGUCUAAUGUGUCGUCACUUCUGGGUCAAUCUUUCGGGAACAACAGCGCUAAUCCCGUCUUCUCCAGUUCAGUGAGUGGUCAAAGAGCAGCUAUAGACGUGGGUCACGGAGCUGAGUUGGACCCUCUUGCUAAUGUUGGCAAUGGAAUGAAUUAUAAUAUGCCUUCAUCAUCAUCGUUCAUACCGGGAAACCCCAGUACCUCUGGACAAAAUCAGGGGCAACAUUUCCAAAAUCCUUCUAAUCAGAUGAUCCCUGAUCAGUCCCCGUCUCGGCAACUUGAACAGCAAAAUUUCUCGAACAGUCAGCCAGUAUCCCAGCAGUUUUCUGGUCCUCCAAAAGCACAAAUGGGGGGACUAGCAGGGCUUGGGCAAGUGAAGUUGGAGCCACAAAUGAUAACCGAACAGCUCCAGUCAAUGAAGAGCAUGAAUGCUAUGAAAAUGGAGUCUCAACAGAUACCAACCCCGAACAUGAGGAACCUCCCCCCUGUGAAAAUGGAGCCUCAACAGCACUCAGAUUCACCGCUGUUUCUUCAGCAACAGCAGCAACAGCAGCAAUUAAUGCAGUUAGCGAGGCAGUCUUCCUCCUCUGCCCAACUUGCUCUCCAGCAGCAGCAAAGAUUCUUUCAGCUCCAACAGCAACAACAGCAGCAGCUAGCAAAAGGGCUUCCUCAACAGAGGGUUCAGCUACCCCAGCACUUCCAGCAGCAAAACAUGGCCCUUAGAUCAUCGCCUGUGAAAUCAGGUUAUGAACCCGGAAUGUGUGCGAAAAAAUUAACUCACUACAUGUAUCAACAGCAGCACAGGCCUGAGGACAACAAUAUUGAGUUCUGGAGAAAAUUUGUGGAUGAUUAUUUUGCUCGCAAUGCAAAGAAGAGGUGGUGCGUCUCUAUGUAUGGAAGUGGGCGGCAAACCACUGGAGUUUUCCCUCAGGAAGUAUGGCACUGUGACAUAUGCAACCGAAAGCCGGGCCGUGGUUUCGAAGCAACUUUCGAGGUCCUUCCAAGGCUUUUCAAAAUUAAAUAUGAGAGUGGUACCCUUGAAGAACUUCUUUAUGUUGAUAUGCCAAAGGAGUACCCGAAUUCUUCCGGACAAAUCGUACUGGACUAUGCAAAAGCAAUACAAGAGAGUGUCUUCGACCAACUGCGAGUUGUGCGUGAAGGUCAACUUCGGGUAGUGUUCUCUCCAGACUUGAAGAUAUGUUCCUGGGAGUUCUGUGCACGGCGCCACGAAGAGCUUAUCCCUCGAAGACUCUUAAUACCUCAGGUUAGUCAGUUGGGCGCUGCAGCGCAGAAGUACCAGGCUGCCGCUCAAAAUGCAGCACCCACAGUCCCGGAGUUGCAGAAUAAUUGUAACAUAUUUCUUUCAUCUGCUCGGCAACUGGCAAAAGCUCUUGAAGUGCCAUUGGUGAAUGAUUUGGGAUAUACAAAGAGAUAUGUGCGGUGUCUUCAGAUAUCUGAAGUUGUUAAUUCUAUGAAAGAUCUGAUUGACUACAGUAGUGAAACGAUGACGGGACCUAUGGAGAGCUUGGCAAAGUAUCCUCGAAGGGCAGGUUCCACAUCAGUAGGCCCAAGGCAGGGCCAACUUCCCGAUGAUCAAUUGCCACAGCAGAGACAGCAGCUCGCAGCAGCAUCCCCGAACAUGAAUGGCGGUCUUCAGAGCUCUUCUCCUCAAUCCGCUCUGAUGCAACUUCCGGCAACUAGCAAUGGAGUUGGGCCUGGAAAUAACCCACUCAACCCGGCCUCAACUUCGGGGUCAUCCACUAGCACCAUCGCAGGUCUUAUUCAUCACCAAAACUCCAUGAACUCGAGGCAACAGAACUCCAUGAGCAACUCAAGCAGCCCAUACAAUGGUGUGGCCCAAAAUCAAUCUUCAGGAUCCUCGGGCUCCAUUCCCCUUGCUCAGUCAGGUAGUAAUAACAAUAAUAAUCCCCUGCAAACUUCCCAAGGUGUCCUCUCUGCUCCAAGCCAUGUGGGUUCUGCAAACUCUCUACCUGAUAUCCCCAUGCAACAGGCUGAACCCGAGCUGAACACUAUGAACCAAACCUCAGUGCAGAAGCUUCUGCAGACUGUGGGUCCUGGUUCACUUCAGAGUGCAGGUUCUUUAGGGAACGAUGUGAAGAGCGGGAAUGGACCUUUGGCUGCAGGUGUGAACCCAGGCCCGGGCCUGGGCAAUGCCAAUGGCUUGAUGAGGAAUGGAGGAUAUGGACCAAUGGGGGGCGGGGGACUGGGCCAGCCCGCAAUGAUGGUCAACGGGCUCAGAGCGGCAAUGGCAAAUAGCUCCCUCAUGAACGGGCGGGUGGGGAUGAGCUCAAUGGUUAGGGAUGGAAGCUUGAAUCAUCUUCAGCAGCAAGAUCUCGGGAAUCAAAUGAUGAAUGGGCUCGGGCCCGUGGGCAGUGGUGGGUUCAGCAACAAUCUUCAGUACGAAUGGAAACCAUCACCAUGAGACGGGCCGGGAAGCUACCGUUGGGUUGCCAGAUUGUCCCUGAGAGGAUGAGAUGUUGGGGGCUGGAAGGUAAGACAGCCCUGCCCUCGGAGGCAAGUGAUUCACACAAGGAAGAUGGGAUACUUUAGGGGCUUCGAGUUUUAUCUCCCUCGUUCUAAAUUUUCUUAGGGAAAAGGAAAGGUAGAAAACAUAUAGUAGCAUAGUAUGUUCAUUACUAUUAGGUGUUUACUUAAGGUGCUUCAGUUUUCACUGCGUCUUGGUGAAGAAGCUCUUCUUGCUCUCAUUCCUUUUCCCUCUGGUUUAUUGCCUGGUUACUUCACCAGCUUUUGCAUUUAUCCAUCAAAAAUCAGGUCUGAGAA
This is a messenger RNA of Punica granatum (pomegranate), 3557 nucleotides long. NCBI's taxonomy places the organism in Eukaryota, Viridiplantae, Streptophyta, Magnoliopsida, Myrtales, Lythraceae. The record is from RefSeq and is a predicted model, not a curated record.